UUUACAAGUUGUCAUAAGAAUCAAUGAGUAUAUUUGAAAGACAAAUAAGACUUGAGAUAUUGUUGAGUAUACACAUUGAGAAAUGGAUUGUCCAUUGACAGCUGAAAAGGACUUGAGUGAAUGGAAAAAGUUUCGUUUAGACUCUGACAAGAAUGACUGGAUUGAGGAUAUAGAUAUUUCUGGUGCCAAGUCUUUGUAUGAAAAGGAAGCUCAAGACAGACCACUAAGAGUACUAGUAUUGUAUGGUUCCUUAAGACAACGGUCUUUCUCUCGUUGUUGUGCUUAUGAAGCAGCCAGAUUGUUGGAUUAUUUGGGUGCAGACGUACGAGUUUUUGAUCCUACAGAGUUACCUGUAAAAGGUCAAGUGGAGGAAACCCAUCACAAGGUCCAAGAAUUGAGAGAAUUAGCUCUUUGGUCAGAAGCACAGUUUUGGUGUUCACCUGAAAUGCACGGGAACGUAACGGGUUGUUUUAAAAAUCAGAUUGACUGGAUACCACUUAGUUUAGGUUCCGUGCGUCCUACACAAGGUCGUACUUUGGCUAUAUGUCAAGUGAAUGGAGGUUCACAAUCCUUUAACGCAGUAAAUACAUUGCGAGUAUUGGGAAGGUGGAUGCGUAUGUUUACUAUUCCAAAUCAGUCUUCUAUUCCUAAAGCUUGGCAAGAGUUUGAUGAAUAUAACAGAAUGAAACCUAGUCCUUUGAGAGAUCGAUUGGUCGAUGUAGUUGAAGAGUUGGUCAAGUUUUCGUUGAUGUUGAGAGACCAUUCUUCUUUUUUAGUAGAUAGAUAUAGUGAGAGGAAAGAAAAGGGAGAUUUUGGAAGAUUGUUAUCUCAAGAAGAAAAAGAAAAAUUACGUAAGAACGAUGUUUUGAAGAGUCUUACCAAUAAUAACAAGUCAUAAAGAGCAUUGGUUUAUCUAUACUUUUGUUGUGAGUUUGAUCUCCAAAAGUACU
Messenger RNA from Galdieria sulphuraria, 950 nucleotides. RefSeq names its product arsenical resistance protein ArsH. NCBI's taxonomy places the organism in Eukaryota, Rhodophyta, Bangiophyceae, Galdieriales, Galdieriaceae. The record is from RefSeq and is a predicted model, not a curated record. Gene Ontology annotation, molecular function: oxidoreductase activity. The transcript has a single exon. The coding region runs from base 83 to 898 and encodes 271 amino acids.